UGGAACCGGGAUGGAUGGAUGGUUGGAUGAUGAAUGGCGAUGAGGGGACGGCGGAUGACGAUCGCAGAAUCUCGUGCGGAGAGAAGAAGGAAACCCCACUUUGAUUUUUCGCAUCGCUGCUUUGCUUUCCUUUCGCGUCAUCCAUCCACUCCCCCCCAUUCUCAAUCUGCUUCAUCGCUUAAUUCUACUUAGUACCAUAUUACAAUGCCUCACGCAGACUCCUCUUACUUCGGCGCCGGCAAUGGCUCCAAAUCCGAAGUCUACACUCAGGUCCUAGAGCAAGCUCGUGGUUUGGUAUACGACCAGCGCAACUGGGUCAGUAACUUCUCUAACGUCGCCUCUCUCCUCUGGCACGCCUACGCCGCUCUCCCCGCCCCCUCCUCCUCUGUCAACUGGGCCGGAUUCUACAUCCGCCAGGAUAAGUUCCCCGUCCUCGGCGCCGCACCACCCUCCGAAGAGGACAGCAACAAGAAGCCCGUCCUUCUCCUCGGCCCUUUCCAGGGUCGUCCGGCAUGCCAGGAAAUCCGCUUCGGGCGGGGUGUGUGCGGAACGGCGGCGGAGAAGCGCGAGACGGUCGUCGUGCCGGAUGUCGAGAACUUCCCGGGGCAUAUUGCUUGCGAUGCGAGCAGCCGGAGUGAGAUUGUGGUGCCGAUUUUGAGUAAGGGGGAGACUGUUGCGAUUAUCGACAUUGAUUGUGCGGAGCCCAAUGGGUUCGAUGAUGAGGAUAAGAAGUAUUUGGAGGAGUUGGCGGCGUUGUUGGCGGAGUGCUGUGAUUGGUAAUUACUACACAGUAGUAUGGUGUGAUGUGUGUAUAGAUCAGUCGUUGUGGGUAUGAUGAUUUGGGUAUGGUUUUAUGAUAUAUAGAUUGGUGGAGUAAUGAUGAGAUGGUAGUCAUGAUGGCUUAAAGCAUAUAUUCCCAGUGCGAGAUUGCAUUAUCCUGGGUUGUUCGGUUCUUCAAUUUCUAUCGCAACGUGCAUAAAUG
Molecule: messenger RNA, 982 nt
Organism: Aspergillus piperis CBS 112811
Lineage: Eukaryota; Fungi; Ascomycota; Eurotiomycetes; Eurotiales; Aspergillaceae
Product: GAF domain-containing protein
Exons: 5
Coding region: 205-780 (191 amino acids)
Cellular component (GO): cytosol
Molecular function (GO): L-methionine (R)-S-oxide reductase activity; protein binding
Source: RefSeq, a predicted model, not a curated record